Fraxinus pennsylvanica is the source of this 1209-nucleotide messenger RNA. The record is from the annotation of a GenBank genome assembly. Lineage: Eukaryota; Viridiplantae; Streptophyta; Magnoliopsida; Lamiales; Oleaceae.
AUGUCGGGUUGCAAGAAAAUCUCUGUCCCAUGCAAUUCUUCGUACAAUUCUCUCUACCAUAAUCCCCUUAUUGACAAGAAACACAACCGCAGCUCGAGCGAAGGUGGCAAUAUGAGGCGGUGUUUAGCUUCUAUUAUUAAUGAAGACAAAGAAAACGCAUUGCCGAGUGCUAUAAUAGGCAAAAUGUAUGGAGAUGGAAAAGAAAAUGUGGUACCCAAUAUUGAACACAAGACUCUGGCGAAUGGGAAAUCUCAGAUGAAGGAUAGUGUAUUUAAGCAAUCUUCACUUCAAUCGUGUGUACAGAAGAACGUGUCUGAUUCGAUAAUCGGAUUGAAAUAUUGGGAACCCGUUGAUUCAGAAAACUCGAAUUCUGUCAAUAUAUGGGAUUAUUCGGAUUCGGAAGCUGCCCCUGCUGCCCCUUGGUCAACUUUGCCAAACAGGUCUUUGCUGUAUAGGCCUUUGCCAGUGGAUGUUGGGAGGUGUACUUGUGUCAUAGUGAAAGAUUUCUCUCCUGAAGGACUUGAUGGGGGCGCUCUUUACACUCUUUAUACAAAUGAGGGCCAGGGGCGACAAAACCGUAAACUUGCUGUGGCUCGUCACAGAAGGCACAAAGGAAGAUCAGAGUUCAGAAUUGCUCAAAAUGAAAAGGGAAUAAUGAAUUCAUCUGAUGACAGUUUAAUUGGUUUUGUUACAGCUAAUAUUUUAGGUUCGAAAUACCAUGUAUGGGAUCAGGGAAAUCGUCGAAAUUCCUUGACCAAACACUCUAAAUUAUUGGCUGCGGUGAAAUUCAUUCCUACGGUAUCCACUUGGACUGGAAAUUGCAGGUGUAUGAAUGCAUGGAUACCAAAGCACCAAUCUAUGCAGUUAAAGAAUACAAACCAGAUACAACAUAUCAAUGGACUGCCCAUAGAAUGGGAGGGGAAGAAGGACAAGGUACACCAGCUAUUUUCAAGGGUUCCUCAAUAUAAUAAGAUUUCGAAGCAGUACGAAUUGGAUUUCAGAGAUAGAGGAAGGGCAGGUCUUAAAAUCCAAAGCUCGGUGAAGAAUUUCCAAUUAACUUUAGAGAGGAAUGGAAGACAGACAAUUCUUCAACUUGGAAGGGUGGGAAAGUCCAAGUAUGUGAUGGAUUACAGAUAUCCAUUGUCUGGUUAUCAAGCCUUUUGCAUUUGUUUGGCUUCUAUUGACUCAAAGCUUUGCUGCACUGUGUAA